This is a messenger RNA of Xyrichtys novacula (pearly razorfish), 7718 nucleotides long. The record is from the annotation of a GenBank genome assembly. NCBI's taxonomy places the organism in Eukaryota, Metazoa, Chordata, Actinopteri, Labriformes, Labridae.
GUAUCGUCCACGUGUUAGUUUGACGGAUCGAUGCACGGCCGAUAGUCAGGACUCUCCUGUUGAUAGAAAGUGGGUUAAAUGUCGGUGUGUUUUGCGGAGUCACGGUCCUGACAGGCUCGGCUGGAUUAUAUAACCACACUCGACUCGUUUAGCUGCUUCUGUCGACUUCCAGCGGCUCUUCGCUGUCAAACUGUCGCCGUUUUCAGGGACGUAAAAUGGGUGAAAAGGAGGAAAAGAGCCCCGAUGGAGUCAAAUAUUACACACUGUCAGAGAUCGAGGAGCAGAACUCGUUCAGAUCAACGUGGAUUAUCAUCAACAACAAAGUCUACGAUGUGACCAAGUUUCUGGAGGAGGUGAGGAGUUCAGUUCAUGUCCACGGAAACUUCAGGAAACACGCGAGUGGAAAUCCUUUUUUCUUUUUCCAGGAAACAAACCAGAGCAGGUUUCAGACCUCAGGCUCAGAAAUAUGUCAACAAACAGAUUUCCUUCAGAGCAGACAGAGACUUUAAAAUAAUACAAGUGGGUUUAAAGAGAGAAAUCUGACCUUUUUGGUUGGACUUAUGUGUAAAAAUAAAAGAAUUAAAAUUAGUCAAAAAAGCAUAAACACUUGUAGCUGCUGUGGCCCCAGACAGGCUCCAGGGGGACCUCUAAAAGUUAAAGUUCCACUAAGGACUUUUUUUCAUUUUAUUACAUGAAUGGAAUUGACUGAAAUUCACAUUGACGCCUUUUUAUGAUGAACAAUAGCAGACAAGACCAUCAGCAUUAAGAUAAGUGUUUUAUGUCUUUUAAUAUUUAAUGUUUGAAACUGGUGCAAGGGGACGGCUGUCCACGGAGCGCCCAAACAUCUCCCUUUAAGUUUCAUAUAUGUCAUUUAGGAUUGGUGAUAGGCUACGUUUCUGCAGAAUGGGACUUUUAGAAAAUAAAUAACAGAAUAUAAGUAUGUAGGACAAGAUAAGCAAAGACUGCUUCAUCCACAGGGGGCGCCACUGAGACCCGAGUAGUUUCUGACAGGAGCUUUAAUCAAACCUAAAACUCCUGUAAGAUGUUUUUAAGUGAAGCUAACACUGUUACCUCUUCAUGAAGGGUGAAAUCACAUGACUAAAUCCACAGGAAAUAUAAUAUUUGUUUUGAUUAUAAUGGUAGAAAGUGAUAACACUGGGGAGACAACAGAUAGGAGGAUUAAAUACACGAUAACCAUUUUUUAAAGAAAACCCAAAUCAUACAGAUACAGGACAAAAUUAGCACAAAGAGUUAGUCCACAGGGGGCGCUAAAAUCAGCUCAAAGCAAAGUCCUUUACUGGAGCUUUUAAAGAUUUUGAGUUUCUGCUGGUUUGUCUAAAGACCAGAGUCAACAUUUAAAAAAUCUGGAAUAUUUUCUGAAUAAUUGAAAGUUCUGAUCUGAUUCACCUGUAAAUCUUAAAUCUUCAGGUUCUUGUGAUUGUUUUUCUCUUUGCAGACAGAUCCUUGUUUAUUAAUAACGCUGAUAUUACUAAGUGAUGAUAAAGCUCCGACCGUUUGAACCGUCUCCUCUGUGAGGCUGCAGACCUUCACAGUGACUCAUUAGUUUUCUUCCAGGGUUACGCUGUACACGGUUCAAGGUGUGGACAGUUUUUAUGACGCCGUUUACCGCAGCGGUCUGAUAGUGUUAGUAAAGAUCAUCAGCACUGAGCUGGUCCAGGGACUGAAAAUACUCCUCUGUUGAUUUUAGAGCAUUUCCUCCAGCUGUUAGAUAUUUGAAGGCCGUGGUUCUUGUAGUUUUAUAGCUCGACAGAGGAAAGGUUCACGGUUCAAUCAGGGACAUGCUGCAGGCCCAGACUUAAGCUGUGGGUCAAGGUAAAUCAUUGGCAGUGCACUCUGACACCGAGUCAGGGAGGGCUGAGUGUUUCAGGGGGUAGAACUUUAUAUACAGUUUAUGACUCCAUAAUCCACCUGAAGGUCCGUUUGACCUGUGUUCAGACCCAGAGAGUGAUGACGGUAAGAAGAAGGAGACUGAGACUGAGACUGAGCAGGUAUCACCCCCCCACCAUCACAACAGAGAGAGACCAACCUCAGCGGGGAACAUGGUGAAGUGGGUUGAACUGAAACUUGUUGACUUAUUGUGUUUUUCACAAACUGGUUUAUUUCCCGUUGAGGCGGACCACUCUCCUCCGUGUCCCUGAGCUGCUGCUUCAGAUCCGUCACUCUGCUGAGCUGUGAGGGAGUUAGUGGAUGAAGAUCGGCAUGAGGUCGCUGUAGCGCCAUCUACAGGAGAAGUCAGGGAACUUUUCAAAUGAAGGAACAUUUUCGAAGUGAAACCGAAUCUUAUUCUCCGCAUUUUAUUUCUGAAAAUAUCGGUGAAAAUCGUCAAGUUAUGGCUGAUUACCGAUUAGUCUCAAACGGGCUAAAAUUGGCCGAUCUAAUUGGCUCGCUGAUAAAUUGGUCGGGCCGUAGUCCAGAGUCCUCUUUAGACAGAAACGUGUCAAAUAUGGCGGCAUGAGUCAAAGCUGAAAAAGUCUAAAGGCUGUUUCUGAAAAACGUCAGUCAGCUGAGACACAUGUGCCGUUGAGUGUGCAUUAAUGAGGACCCGGACCAUGCAGAGUCGGGGGGGGGGGGUCGGACCCGGACCAUGCAGAGUCAGGGGGGGGGUCAGACCCGUCACACACAGACAAUAACAGGGUGAGCCUCAGAUUCCUCUGCUCACAGAGCGUUUCACAGAGCCUCAUUGUUGUCCAGAUGAUUGAAGAACAUCAGAGAGCCUCAGUGCUGGACCGGCCCACAUCCUCCGUCAUUAACACACACACACACACACACACACUGAGUCCUGCUGCCCCACAUACUCACCAGAGCACCAAAUGACGAUUCAUCCACCGCUGAAAAUAGUCCCUACAACAGGGCUGCUGUUUGUUGACCUCUCAGUGUUGAUGGUUGUUGAAUAAAGGUCUGGUAAAGGCUGGUUCUGGUUCUGGUAAAGGCUGGUUCUGGUUCUGGUAAACCGGCUCUGGUUUGGACUCUCACAGUCUGACGGUUUUCGAGGAUCCCUGCAGAUCUGGAGCUGUAGGUCAAAGAAGACGAGGAUCUUUUAAACCUCAAUAAUCCUCAACUCCAUCAGACCUUACUGAUUCACAGUCAGAACUUAUUAUGUAGGAUUCUCCAUAAAGUCCAGAACCAUGACCUGUGCUGGACCUGAGCCGGUGUCAAACCCUCAGAAAUCAUGAAGUGUGCGUUUGUUUUCUCUAUCCCAGCAUCCCGGAGGAGAGGAGGUGCUGAGGGAGCAGGGGGGAGGAGACGCCACAGAGAGCUUCGAGGACGUCGGACACUCCACCGACGCCAGAGAGAUGGCUCAGGACAUGAUCAUCGGAGAGCUGCACCCGGUCAGUGUGUUACUGUGUGUGUGUGUGUGUGUGUGUGUGUGUGUGUGUGUGUGUGUGUGUGUGUGUGUGUGUGUUCAUGUUGAAAAGACUGAUUGUUUGUGUGUUUGUUGGUCUGCAGGACGACAGGGAGAAGAUCGCCAAACCUGUGGUGAGUGAAAACAACUGUAGAAUUAAUGACAACUUCAAGACAUAGAACCAGGGGCAUUAUGGGAAAUGUAGUUCACAUUUCCCAUAAUGUCUGAUGGGUAUGAUUGAUGGAUUUUUCCUGUUGAACCACAAAGAGUCUGAUGAUGUUUUUGAUUUGUGUUCACAGGAAACUCCAGUGACCACUCUGAAUGAUGAGCCCAGGUACACACACACACACACACACACACACACACACACACACACACACACACACACACACACACAUACACACACACACAUGCACACACACACGCACUCACACACAGAGGAACUGAGACUAACUUAAAGACGUAGAGUGUUUGCUAAGUCAGCAGACAGUCAGUUGACCUUUAGUGACCCUGACAGUCCUCCCUGCAGUCUCAUCAGAGGAUCUCUGUCGGUCAGUUUAGGUUAUUAGUCAGUCAGUCAGUCAGUCAGUUAGUUAGUUAGUUUUUUAGUUAGUUAGUUAGUUUUUUAGUUAGUUAGUUAGUUAGUUAGUUAGUCAGUCAGUUAGUUAGUUAGUUAGUUAGUUUUUUAGUUAGUUAGUUAGUUAGUUAGUUAGUUAGUUAGUUGGUGAGUCAGUUUAGUUAGUUAGUUAGUUAGUUAGUUUUUUAGUUAGUUAGUUAGUUUGUUAAUUAGUUAGUUAGUUUUUUAGUUAGUUAGUUAGUUAGUUAGUUAGUUAGUUAGUUUUUUAGUUAGUUUGUUAGUUAUUUAGUUAGUUGUUAGUUAGUUAGUUAGUUAGUUAGUUAGUUAGUUAGUUAGUUAGUUAGUUUUUUAGUUAGUUUGUUAGUUAGUUAGUCAGUUAGUUAGUUAGUUAGUUAGUUAGUUAGUUAGUUAGUUAGUUAGUUAGUUAGUUAGUUUUUUAGUUAGUUAGUUAGUUUUUUAGUUAGUUAGUUAGUUAGUUAGUUAGUUUUUUAGUUAGUUAGUUAGUUAGUUAGUUAGUUUUUUAGUUAGUUAGUUAGUUAGUUAGUUAGUUAGUUAGUUAGUUAGUUAGUUAGUUAGUUAGUUAGUUAGUUAGUUGGUGAGUCAGUUUAGUUAGUUAGUUAGUUAGUUAGUUAGUUAUCUAACUAACCAUUUUCUCUCUCUUGCAGCUGGUGGUCUAAUUGGGUGAUUCCCGCUCUGACAGCCGCCAUCGUCACGCUGCUUUAUCGCAUCUACACCCAAGAGAGCGAGUGACAUCAGAGCAGCAGGUGUGAUGUCAUCAACAGGUGUUCCAGUCAAACAGCCCGGGGUUUGAUGGACAGCUGUACCAACCAAUGGCAGAGCAGAGUGGGAGUGGCAGAGAGGACUGACUGCAGCAGAGGAUUAAAACAACAACAACUCUACACUGCCGCUCUGCUGCCAUCGCACUACAUUACCCAAGAUUCAUUUCAUGCAGUUGAACCAACCAAUCACAUGGCGAUAUAACAAUGAAGUCAAACGGCGACAUGUUGAGAUGUUUUGUAAAAUCGGAGUGAUGAUAAUCUUGUAGAUAUGCAGAGGAUGUUUCAUAAUUCUUUUUAUAUCUGUGUGUCUGAAUGUAAAUGUGUUAAUAUGCAAUCAGCAGCUAUUGGAGCAGCAGUGUCAUGUGACCGUAACCCUGAUUCUGUCCUGAAGUUGACGUAUGAAGUCUGAAUGUCCUGCUCUGACGCUAAAGGUGCUUUUGUAAAUUUCAGUUCUUCCAGUUCUGAUGUUUGAUUUGGAGAUGACUGCUUUGGUUUAAAAAAGCUUUGAUUUCUUCAGACUCUGUGUUUUAUUUUCUCUGUCAGAGGAACAGGAAGUUCAUUUUCUCUGUGAUGGACGUUUGACUGUCUGCUCCUCCUUCUUUUCAUACUGAUGAGAAACAAUGAAACAGUCUCAGACAAAAAAAGUGAAAACAAUUCAAGUCAUUGAAGUCAAACCCCAACUUUUUUGACCUUUGACCUUUUGUAGGAGGAGGCAUGUGACCUCUGGUGCUUAGCUGUUUGGUUGAAGUUUGUUCAAAAGCUGUCCCGUUCACACCAGGCUGAUAAUCAAUCUCUAUAAUUAUUAUAUCAGCAUACGUCUAAAUUAACAUCAUCUGAUAGAGAGCUGCGGAGACCGUACAGAGGCGAUCCAAACUACAUUAGGAAUAGAGGGGUCUGUCUGAUCCGCUGAAUCCAAGAAGGAAGGAGGAAGUUUUUAUUCAGCUCAAAGAGAUUUAUUUUCCUUUUCAAUAAAUCAAACUUUGAAACAUGAAUUUGAUUUUGACUUUCUGAAGGAGAAAAGCUGUAGAGGUCAACAGAAAUAUCAGCCUCUGCCUCCUCACUCUCUGAACCAAGAAAACAGUUCACCGGCAGGCACAGGUGACUCACACUUAGUGACGAGUGAGACAACACAUCCCUGCCUCCACAGAGACGUCUGAAAGUCAUUAAGAGAGUUGAAAUGUAAUGAGUCCUGAUGAACUGUCGUAACGUUUGAGCUCGUUUUAACAGACGCUCCAGAAUCCUGGAGCUCAGCUCUAAGUCUCUGAGCUGAGACACGGUGACCCGGCCUCUCAGACUGAUGAGUCCAGGUCUCUCCUCAGAGCGUGGAUGGUUGAAACAGUUUUAAAGUGAUAUUGUGAAUCACCUGAGUGGGACUCUGCAGUAACAGCCCUCUCCUCUCUUGGUCUGUUCAUUAAACUCACAUCAGUGUUUGACUGACCUGGGUUUAGUCUUUUCACAGCUGGAGGAGUGUGUGUUACAGGUCUGUCUGAUUAAACUGCUCUUCAUGAACCUCAGCAGAGACAGAGUAAACCUGCAGCGCCACCCUGUGGAUACCCAUCAUAACUACUCCUAAUAAUCAAUCAAACUAACAUAGUUAUUAUGAAUAAACUCAAACAAGGUUCAAUAAACUGACUAAAUAAAUCUAAAGUGAACAGAUCCUCUCUGUUUCUGUCAAUAUCAGCCAGUCAUGAGUUUUAAUGACAUCUAAGUUUUAGUAUUUCAGUUUUUUAAACACAUUUUUGUUUUUAACACUGAAGCUAAUGAAAAGGAGGAGGACGCUGCUGGAGGUCAGAAAUAACAAAAAAUGCUGCCAUCUAGUGGUGAGAAGUAUGCAUCAAAAAUAUCAAAUAAAAGCUCAAAGUUUGGACUUCAGUCACCUGAGGAAAAACAGAAAGGGUCUGACUUAAAGAGCCACAAAAAAAUUAGUAAGAUUUUAUAUUAUUUUUUAAAAAUAUCUGGAAAAAGAUUUUUUUCUUGUUGGACUGAAAGAUUUUUUUUCAUCAUAAAUUAACCCUUUCCUAUUUUUGAUAUGAGAUAAGAUCAUAUCCUGUCAGCUGACUGUGGCUUCAGUUUAUGGGCUCUGAACACUGAUCCACGACUUCUUGAACUUAAGGCAGCUCCUUUAUUUUCAACUGGUUUUAGUCGACGGCGUCACAUCACUCCAGUUUUAUCCUCCCUUCACUGACUUCCUGUCAGUUUAAGAAUUGAUUUUGAGAUUUUAUUGAUUACUUUUAAAGCUCCUAACUCAGCUCUCUCCGAACUACAUUUUAGAGUUUUUACUCCCUUCUGAGUAAAACUCUCAGCCUCAGAUCCUCUGGUGAAGUCCUCCUGGUCGUUCCAAAGUCUCUAAACUAAAGCUGAUCGAUCUUUGUCCAUCAGAGCUCCUCGACUUUGGAACGACCUUCAGAGGAGAGAAGGAGAACAGCAGAGACAGACGCUUCUUUAAGUCAAAGUUAAAAACCCACUUUUACAGACUUGAUUUUACGUGAUGAUGUCUUUUAUCUCUUACCUGUCAUCUCUUCUCUCUUUUACCUCUUUUAUCUUAUUUCAGCUUUUCUGCCUUUUAUCUUCUGUUACAUUUGAACUCUUUUCUUAAUUAAUCUUUUUGGCCUGUUAUUGUUUAAUCUCUCGCUCAUUUCUGUUUCUCUAUUUUAUCAUUACUAUUAUUAUCAGUAUUACCUUUUAUCAUUUUAUUAUCUUUGUUGAUUUUGUCUUUUAUAUUUACCAUCUAUUUCCUGCUUUCUACCCCCCUUUUAAUGACAUUUUCUUUUUUCUUCACUAUUUUCAGUUUGUAUUUUGGUCCUCAUGGUCUCAGUUUAUAUGACAUGGUUCCUGUAUUGUCUGGGUUCAUUAUGACAAAUGAAAAUGACCUUUAAUUCUGUUUUAACUGAGCUUUGUGUUUUUAUCUGCCUUUUUCCAUUUUAUGACUACAUGUCAAAGCACUUUGUAAACUUCUGUUUUUAAAAGUGUUUUACAAAUAAAAUUAUUAUUACUAUUA